GGCCCACGGCGUCUGUUUCCGUGCAACUGCCACCGAGACACUUCGGGAUCGGGUGGACUCCUUUCGACGGCUUCCUCGACAGACGGAUUAGAAAUUCUCAUUUGUCCUCCUCGAUCAAGAGGUGGAGAUAGAUUUGAAGUCAUUCAGUGGUCGCGUUCAGGAAGCUCCCGUCCCAUCCGAAGUUCGUAAAGUUCGUCCGAAGAGACCGCUAAUCCCAUUUAUUCGCGCUGGAGUUCUCGGCCUUUGGACUGUACAACUACACCCACAACCCCCGUCCCCUCCGACUACCCCUGUUCAACAUGAAGACUCCCGAGUCCAACAACAUGGGCGUGCACGCCGCCAAGAAGAACCGCGAGAUGUUCGCCAUCAAGAAGUCCUACAGCAUCGAGAACGGCUACCCCUCCAGGCGCCGCUCCCUGGUGGACGACGCGCGCUUCGAGUCGCUGGUCGUCCGCCAGACCAAGCAGAGCGUGCUCGAGGAGGCUCGCCAACGCUGCAACGACUGCAGUGGCGCCGACACCCCGUGCGACUAUUGCUACUCACUCACCACACAAAUCGGCUCCGACGGCGAGGAGGUCGAAGACUGCUCCCGCUCCAUCGAGAGCCUUCACGACGGCGACGCCGACACCGACGCCCAGCAGCAGACGGAGCUCUCAGACAGUGACGACGAGCCCGCACCCCUCAGCGAUGACGAUGAGAACGACGCCGGCCUGACCGAGGAGGAGGUGUUCCUGGCCAACGCCGCCGCCGAGAACAAGGAGGCCGAGACGGCGGUGCAGAGGGCCGGCCUGGUGCUGCGUCUGCGUGAGAGCGGCGGCUCUCUGUCGCGCAUCCUCAAGACCGUGGAGAACCUGAAGGGAACGGUCGUGCAGCUCGAGUCGCGGCCUUCCAAGACGCCCGGCUGCCAGCUGGACAUCCUGGUCACGCUGGACAUGGCCCGCUCCUCGCUGCUGCAGCUGCUGCGCUCGCUCCGCCAGUCCGGCGCUCUCGCCGGCGUCACCCUCCUCAGCGAGAACAAGGUGGACGCCAAGGAGGCGUGGUUCCCGCGACACGCGCGCGACCUGGACAACUGCAACCACCUGAUGACCAAGUACGAGCCCGAGCUGGACAUGAACCACCCCGGCUUCGCCGACAAGGCGUACCGCGAGCGCCGCAAGCAGAUCGCCAACAUCGCCUUCAGCUACAAGUACGGCGACCCCAUCCCGCACAUCGACUACAACGACGACGAGAUCUCCACCUGGACCUCCGUGUUCAAGACCGUCGUGGACCUGCUGCCCAAGCACGCGUGCGCCGAGUACAACCGCGUGUUCCAGCUUCUGCAGGACGAGGGCAUCUUCCGCGAGGGCGCCAUUCCCCAGCUCAAGGACAUGUCCGACUUCCUGCAGCGCCACACCGGCUUCACGCUGCGGCCCGCCGCCGGCCUGCUGACCGCCCGCGACUUCCUCGCGUCGCUCGCCUUCCGCGUCUUCCAGAGCACGCAGUACGUGCGCCACCCCACGUCGCCCUUCCACACGCCCGAGCCGGACUGCAUCCACGAGCUGCUCGGACACAUGCCUCUGCUGGCCGACCCCAGCUUCGCCCAGUUCUCCCAGGAGAUCGGCCUGGCCUCGCUGGGCGCCUCCGACGCCGAGAUCGAGAAGCUGUCCACAGUGUACUGGUUCACGGUGGAGUUCGGGCUCUGCAAGGAGGGUGGCGUGGUCAAGGCCUACGGCGCCGGGCUGCUGUCCGCGUACGGCGAGCUCCUGCACGCCGUGUCGGACAAGCCCGAGCGCCGGCCCUUCGAGCCCGCCAGCACCGCGCUGCAGCCCUACCAGGACCAGGAGUACCAGCCCAUCUACUACGUGGCGGAGAGCUUCGAGGACGCCAAGGAGAAGUUCCGCAAGUGGGUGGCCGGCAUGAGCCGACCGUACGAGGUGCGCUUCAACCCACACACGCAGUGCGUCGAGGUCCUGGACAGCGUCGCGGGCCUGGAGAACCUCAUGUCCCAGCUGCACCUCGAGAUGAUGCACCUGCAGAACGCCGUCAACAAGAUCAAGGCCGGCUUCUAGGCGCGCGGCCGGGGCCCUCUCAGUUACCACCAAAACCACCAUCACCAACCAACCCCUUCAUCUCACUCAUUGUUUUAUUUAUCGCUUUGUAUUAUUUUAUUCUAAUUAUUAGGUUUCGUGUCUCUAACGAGUCCUUCUGGCUCUGGGCGGCCGCCGGGCAGGCCGGUGUCGGGGUCCCCGAUGCCGUGCUCUGCAUUGCACUCGCCCGGAGGCCGCCAAGGCCACCAAGGCUGCGAAGCUCAGCGAAGCUCUGCGAAGCUGCUAGAAAGGCCCACUAGCUUCUGCCGGCUCUGCUAUCGAAUGCACUGUAGUACCCAGUAGUGCCUCCCUCCCCUCCCAAGAAUGUGUUCUGCGCAGCGGUUGACAAUGACAGGGGUGUAACCACCCCCUCCUAUUUAAAUUACAGAUUCUUCGUAAAUCUCUUGACAGUAUUAAACAAAAUUGUGUACAUAGAAUGCGGUAUGUACAUACCCUAGAGCUAGAAGCCUUGUUUUUGUGUGUAUGUUUUUUUUUAUUUUUUGUUGUGACCAGAGGGGAGGUAGUUCCAUCGCCUCUCUGGUCACAUCCAUCGAUUCCUAUUAGAGAGUAAUGCGUUUGACUGUAAAUUGUGUUUUAAGUUAAGCUCUUUGUGAUUUGCGUGCGUGUGUGCGCGUGAGCGUGUGUGUGUGCGAGGAUGCGUGCGUGUGUGUGUGAGUGUGUGUGCGGUUUGGCGCAAAAGUGACCUGUGCGAGCCCAACAGGAGUGAUGUAUUUCGUAGUAAAUUAAUUUAUCAUUUCUUCCUAUUGUAAAAAGUUUCGCGGUGUGUCGCCCAUCGAGAUUGUAAAACUAGUUUUGGUGUGUUCCCCGAUUGUGACAUAUUAUAUUAAGUGAGUGUGUCCAUAGUCCUUUACAGUGUCUGCCUCGGAGUGCCGGUGUCACUCUGUCUGUCUCUGCACGUCUACACCCUCUGUAUCGUCUCUCUCUACAACAUUGUGAUAAGACAUUGUAACGUGGAUGUACCAGUCCAGCAAAAAAAGAAUAAAUGGGCACGAUCUAUGAGAAAAA
This is a messenger RNA of Thrips palmi, 3092 nucleotides long. It is a transcript of the gene ple, whose product is annotated as tyrosine 3-monooxygenase. Gene Ontology annotation, cellular component: axon; cytoplasm; perikaryon. The coding region runs from base 300 to 2048 and encodes 582 amino acids. The record is from RefSeq and is a predicted model, not a curated record. Gene Ontology annotation, molecular function: tyrosine 3-monooxygenase activity; iron ion binding. The transcript has 7 exons. Lineage: Eukaryota; Metazoa; Arthropoda; Insecta; Thysanoptera; Thripidae. Gene Ontology annotation, biological process: dopamine biosynthetic process from tyrosine.